AUGGCGUCUGCUGACCUGAGGGCCGAGCUGGACUGCUCCAUCUGCCUGAGCCUCUAUACAGAUCCCAUAUCCCUGAGAUGUGGACACAACUUCUGCCGCUUCUGUAUUGUGAGUGCGCUGGAUGCGCAGGAGGCAGCUGGAGUGUAUUCCUGUCCUGACUGCAGAGCAGAAUAUCCAGAGCGUCCAGCCCUGGAGAAGAACAGGAAGCUGGGGAACAUAGUGGAGCGUUUCUUAUCUGCUCAGCUUGAUAUGGAGGAGACCGGGAUCUUCUGUACUUACUGUAUAAGGUCUCCUGUACUGGCUGUGAAGUCAUGUCUGCAGUGUGAGAACUCUCUAUGUGAUGACCACCUAACAGCCCACAACAAGUCAGUGGAUCAUAUAUUAACAGAACCCACCAGAUCCUUUGGCUACCAAAAAUGUUCCCUCCACAAGAAGGUUCUGGAGUAUUACUGCCCGCAGGACGCGGUUUGUCUGUGUGUGUCCUGCUGUCUGGUCGGCGAGCACAGGGGACACCAGGUGGAACUUCUAGAUGAGGCGUCUGAGAAGAAGAAGAAGAAACUGGAGAAAUAUCUGGAGGAACUAAACCCACAAAAAGCAAAAAUGCAGACGAAACUUCAGAAUCUGCAGGAUCGUCAGAGGAAUAUCCAGGAGAAAGCCUCUGAUAAGAGGAAGAACGUCAGGAAGUUAUUUAUGGACAUUAAGGAGAAACUGGAAAUGGCAGAAAAGAAAGCGCUGAGCGAGAUCUCCAGGCAGGAGGAGAAGAUGGUGUCACAGAUAUCUGAUCUGAUCAAGAAGCUGGAAAUAGAGGAGGACGAGCUGUCCAGGAAGAUGCGUCACGUGGAGGAGAUGUGUCAUGUCACCGACCCAAUAAGACUCCUACAAGAAAGUGACAUUACAGUAUGUGGUCGUGGAGAUGAUGAGGACACAGGGGGAGAUGGUGGAGAGGGCAGGUCUGAGGAUGAUCUGGAUGAGGUUCUGAUCUCACUGACCUUACACCGAUCUAUGAGGGAUAUUGUCACCAAUGUCACAUCAGAGCUCGGGCUCCAUGUUCCAGACAUAUUGCUGGAUGAGGACACUGCUAAUAUAUACGUGGAAAUUUCAGAAGAUCUGAAAACGGCAACAGUAACUGAAGAAGAAGAACAUGGCAGACCAAAAUCACCAGGAAGGUUCCUGAAUUAUGCCCAGGUGUUAAGCAGAUGUGGCCUCUCCUCAGGAAGACAUUACUGGGAGUUAGAGUGGAACCAAAUAGGAAGAUGUGACAUCGGACUGUCCUAUCCCAGUAUAGAAAGGGAUGGAGAUCUGUCUGGGGCUGGUGAGAAUGAUAAAUCUUGGUGUCUGACCCUGGAAGAUACAGAAUACUCAGUGUUACAUAAUUCAGUCAAAGAAACGCUACAUUCAAAGCUAACAUGUCCAACACUUGGAGUCUUCUUAGACUAUGAGGCCGGGCGUCUGUCCUUCUAUCGGCUGUGUGACCCCAUCAGACACUUACACACCUUCACCGCCUCCUUCACUGAACCCCUUCAUGUUCUCCUCUAUGUGGAGGAUGAAGCCUCUGUUACGAUAUUAGGCUGA
Messenger RNA from Bufo gargarizans (Asiatic toad), 1572 nucleotides. RefSeq names its product E3 ubiquitin/ISG15 ligase TRIM25-like. Bases 1 to 1572 code for a protein of 523 amino acids. The transcript has a single exon. The record is from RefSeq and is a predicted model, not a curated record. Gene Ontology annotation, molecular function: zinc ion binding; protein binding. NCBI's taxonomy places the organism in Eukaryota, Metazoa, Chordata, Amphibia, Anura, Bufonidae.